This is a messenger RNA of Malus domestica (apple), 3129 nucleotides long. Its product is annotated as cationic amino acid transporter 7, chloroplastic-like. NCBI's taxonomy places the organism in Eukaryota, Viridiplantae, Streptophyta, Magnoliopsida, Rosales, Rosaceae. Gene Ontology annotation, cellular component: plasma membrane. The record is from RefSeq and is a predicted model, not a curated record. Gene Ontology annotation, biological process: amino acid transport; transmembrane transport. Gene Ontology annotation, molecular function: amino acid transmembrane transporter activity.
CGAGGAUCCUUAUUCCCAUAUCACAUCACCCCCAUGACGCAUACUGAUACCAGUAAGUAGUCAGCUAACCUUUUGGCCUUCCUCCUUUGCCUUGUCUUUCAUCCAAAAUCACCGUCCGCUGUCAGAAGCUUUUACAUUUAUUUAUAUAAAGGAAACUCGAUCCUCACUCAAAAUCCAAAGGAAAGAUAACCCACAUCAAAUCUCAAUGGAGAUUAGUGCCCCAGUCCCCCAUGGCCCCUCCUCCUCUUUCUCAAGCCCCCGGGCCUACCUCCGAGCCCUGGCUGACACACCUACCCGCCUCGCUCGCCGGGCCAGUUCCGUCUCCACUUCCUACGACGAAAUGAGUGCCGUCCGAGCUCGCUCCGGGCCCCACAUGCAGAAGACGCUCCGCUGGUUCGACCUCGUCGGAUUGGGCCUCGGCGGGAUGGUCGGUGCUGGCGUCUUUGUCACCACCGGUCGUGCCAGUCGCCUCUACGCCGGCCCGGCUAUCGUCAUCUCCUACGCCAUUGCCGGAUUCUGCGCUCUUCUCUCCGCCUUCUGCUACACUGAGUUCGCCGUCGACAUGCCCGUUGCUGGCGGCGCCUUUAGCUACCUCCGCGUCACCUUCGGUGAAUUCGCGGCGUUUUUAACAGGAGCGAACCUGGUGAUGGACUACGUAAUGUCGAACGCCGCCGUCGCAAGGGGCUUCACCGCCUACAUGGGCUCUGCAAUAGGCGUCCCCGCCGCCAAAUGGAGGUUCACCGUCUCCGGACUCCCCAACGGAUUCGAUCAGAUCGACUUCGUUGCCGUCGUCGUCGUUUUAACCAUUACGCUCAUCAUCUGCUACAGUACGAAGGAGAGCUCUGUUUUGAACAUGGUGCUGACGGCGGUGCAUAUAAUCUUCAUCGCAUUUGUUAUAGUCGCUGGAUUCUGCAAAGGGGACUGGAACAACUUCACGCACCCGGCCGACCCGGCUCAGCCAUCCGGGUUUUUUCCUUACGGGGUUUCGGGCGUGUUCAAUGGGGCAAGUAUGGUUUACCUCAGCUACAUCGGGUACGACGCUGUAUCAACGAUGGCGGAAGAGGUGAAGAAUCCGGUUAAGGACAUCCCAAUCGGCGUGUCGGGCUCCGUCUUGCUCGUCACCGUCCUCUACUGCUUAAUGGCGGCGUCCAUGUCGAAGCUCCUCCCGUACGACGCGAUCGACCCGGAGGCUCCGUUUUCGGCGGCGUUCAGAGGGAAGUGGGAGUCGAACGUGAUCGGAGUGGGGGCAAGUUUUGGAAUUCUAACGUCACUGCUUGUAUCCAUGCUGGGCCAGGCGCGUUACAUGUGUGUCAUCGGACGGUCCAGGGUUGUCCCUGCUUGGUUCGCUAGGGUCCACCCUAAGACAUCCACGCCUGUCAACGCCUCCGCUUUUCUCGGAGGAGGUUUCUUCCGGGCGUUUCGAACUAAUUCUGUGGUGGGGUCCAUUUGAACCGUUUCCGUUUUCCACGGCCGACCGGCGGACCGUCCGUUUUGUUUUGGCUCAUCUUCUUUUGACCAAAAAAAGUUCUAGUAUCGACCGAGUGAUGAGUUGGCGGAUUUUAUAAGUAUAUUUGUCAGCAGCUGAUUGGUGGAGUUAGGCGUUAGGAUUAGUGGAGAGAUUUUUCCGUUACACGAGAUGGUAUAUCACGUAUCCUUAUAUAAAUAAUGUGAUAUAUGUGUGAAAAGAUUAAUAACUUAAAAGUUAAAUUUUUCACCAUUUAAAUAAAAACACAGUGUACUAUACGUGUUACUGUCCCAACUAAAAAUUUCCUUAGUGCGUGGCUGGUAAGAUGCACACGUAGGAAAUUAUCAGCUGUUGGUGUAGGGUUUAGUGAGUCCUCCUAUGGUUGGGAAUUGCGUGGCCCACUUAAACCCUAAAUACUUGUUGUUGCUAAUAAUAAAUAAUGAUGAUGUGAAAAAGGAUCCUACUUUUGUCCACCAGCGAAAAGUGUGAGAACUGCAGCUUCUUCUUCCUUCCUUCCUGUAAUCUGUGUGUUUAUCUAAAUAAGAUGUGAUGAGGAAAGAGGGAUGUCAAUGUGAGUCAUAUUCAUCCAUUGGGGAUUUGCGUAAGCUACCUCUGAAGUAGAUGUGACAAAUCAACUUGUUAACGGGUACUAGAUUCAUUUAGUUUGAUUUCAUCUUACACGAUUAUUAACACUAUAAAUUUCACUUUUAUAUUAUGGUGAUAUCAAUUAAACGGGUCUUAACGGGUAUCCGUUAACAACCCAAUGUGUUGAUUUGCCGCAUCUACCCGGUAAGACACUAUGAGUGUUUGAAUUGUUUGAUGUAUGCGAGAAAUUGAAAAAAUCAAGACAACUGUUAAAACAUAACAUCGAAGUAUCUCAUACUCUAGAACUCCAUAGAAUUUUUGUAUUUAUCGUCAUAAGUUCUCAUAACAUUGUUGUUUCGCUCUAUUCUAUUCAUCGUCUCAUAGCAUGUUUAAUCUUGUUGGUGGUGUUGGUGAUGAGGAUAUUUUGGUGACAUAUCAAUUGGUUACAGCCGCCUGCGAGCUGUGCGCAUGGGUGAAAUGGAAUUUGCUUUUGUCAACUUUAGUGCAAUGGGCGUAUCAGAUUUCUCUCCAUAAAUUUAUCCAUCUAUCUAUCUAUCUCGUGGUCGUAGUAUCAAUUUUCUUUUUUCAAUAUCUAAUAUAAAACAUGGUUGAUAGUUACCUUUGCAGCCAGGCUUUAUCAUGUUCAUGGGCAUUCUGACUUUAGCAUCAUCGUCAUCUCUUAUCUUUAUCUCUGUCGCUUUCGGGUUCGAUUUUUAAGUCGUUGGAGGAGAUUUUAAUGUUCAAGUUACGAGUGAGUCAAAUGGUCGAGAUUGGUCCAACCAUGCAUCUUCAAUUUUCACUAGAUAAAAAUCCCUGCAUAUGCACUCGCAGCCAUUGAUGGAAGACGACCUUUUAUUUUCUCUCAAUCUCACCUGUCAAACUUCGUAUAAAUGGCUAUCCCACUCAGCCCAGCAACUUGGCUCUCAUAUUCUUUGUCACAUUUAUGCUUUUGUUUUGUGGGUGCUCGUCUAAUCUUCAUCUCCCAUCACCUCUUUGUUUUUUUCGUCUUAAUCCCGAAAAUGAAAAAAAAUAAAAAAAUUAAAGUUACUGGCCUUAGAAAACAUGUUUUUCGUACUUAC